UUGAGAGAUGUCAUGCUAUAAUCAUAACUCUAUAAAGCAAGAUAAACUAAAGAUGGUUACUUAGUAAAAAGUCUAGAACAGUAAACUUUUGACUCUGGUUAACGUAAUUCGUGACUUUUAAAAAAUAUCCCCUCAUUGGUACUUAAACACUGAUUUUGGUUUGAACAUUGCUCAUUCUUUUUGGACACUUUUACAUCUUUCAGUAUAGACAUAGGUUUAUUUUACGUAACUAUCAAUUUAUGAAGAAUUAUUCUGAGUUUUACUCACUUUUCCCAUAACAUAUUCCUUUUCUACUUGCAACAGGACAAAAGAAGACAAUGGGCUUUUUAAGUCAAGUAUGUGUCCUUUUCUUCUUUUUUGGAGUCAAGGUGUAUUGCCAAUAUGAAACUUAUCAGUGGGAUGAAGACUACGAUCAAGAGCCAGAUGAUGUCUAUGAACCAGAAUUCCAAUUUCACCAAAAUGUAGAAUAUGGAGUUCCUUUUCAUAAGCAUACUUCAGGCUGUGCCAGUGAAUGCUUUUGUCCACCUAAUUUUCCAACAUCAAUGUACUGUGAUAACCGCAAACUCAAGACUAUCCCAAAUAUUCCAAUGCACAUUCAGCAACUCUACCUUCAGUUCAAUGAAAUUGAAGCUGUGACUGAAAAUCCAUUCAUUAAUGCAACUCAUCUUAAAGAAAUUAAUCUUAGUCACAACAAAAUUAAAUCUCAGAAGAUUGAUCAUGGUGUAUUUACUAAGUUUUCAAAUCUACUACAGCUUCACCUAGAGCAUAACAAUUUAGAAGAAUUUCCAUUUCCUCUUCCUAAAUCUUUGGAAAGACUCCUUCUUGGCUAUAAUGAAAUCUCUAGACUGCAGGCAAAUGCCAUGGAUGGGUUGAAAAACUUGACCAUGCUUGAUCUUUGUUAUAAUCAUCUUUAUGAUUCUAUGUUCAAAGAGAAAAUCCUCUCCAAAAUGGAAAAAUUAAUGCAGCUCAACCUAUGUAGUAACAGACUGGAAUCAAUGCCUCCUGAUUUACCUUCUUCACUUAUGUAUCUGUCUUUAGAAAAUAAUUCAAUUUCUUCUAUACCAGAAAAUUACUUUAAGGAACUUCGAGAACUUCGUGCUCUAAGAAUGUCAUACAACAAACUGCAAGACAUUCCAUAUAAUAUAUUUAAUCUUUCCAACCUUAGAGAGCUCAAUGUUGGACACAACAAAUUGAAGCAAGCAUUCUACAUUCCAAGAAAUUUGGAACACCUAUACAUAGAAAACAAUGAAAUUGAAAAUAUCAAUGCUACACUGAUGUGUCCAUCUAUUAACCCACUACAUUAUCACCAUUUAACAUACGUUCGUAUAGACCAAAAUAAGCUGAAAGAACCAAUAAGCUCAUACAUUUUCUUCUGCUUCCCUCACAUGCAUAGUAUUUAUUAUGGUGAACAAAGAAGCACUAAUGGUAAAACAAUACAACUGAAGACCCAAGUUUUCCGAAGACAUCAAGAUGAUGAUGAUUAUGAUGAUGAUGAUCAUAACAAUGCUUAUGAAGUCCAAGAACAAGAAGGAACAGAAGAAAAUUUUGACCCUCAUCAUUAUUAAACUCAAGAAUGGCAGGAAACUAUAUAGGUAUACAUUUAUGACUUUACAAAACCUUAUCAUUCAAUGCAAAUCUAACUAAAUACUAAAUUUAAGUUGUUGAUAAAAUUUGCAUCAUAGGGAUUAGAACUUACUCUCAAUUAUACAAAUAUUUGGAAAUAUAUAUUAGAGUGACAAGUGGAAAUCAAAACCUAAACUUUAAUGAUUUCUUACACUUUUUAAAUGUAAAAAGAUUAUUAUGUUAGGGGAAAAAAGUUUGAGUAUGCCAUUUCUAUUAACAGUGAUUUUUCUAAGAAUGAUGAAAGGUGUAGUUUUAGAAGCUAAGAACUGGAAGCCAUGUCCUUUGAACCACCAUAAAAAUCAUGUUCCAAUUAUAGGAGCAUAUAUUAAUGUAACAAGC
Messenger RNA from Trichechus manatus latirostris (Florida manatee), 1962 nucleotides. It is a transcript of the gene OMD, whose product is annotated as osteomodulin. The record is from RefSeq and is a predicted model, not a curated record. NCBI's taxonomy places the organism in Eukaryota, Metazoa, Chordata, Mammalia, Sirenia, Trichechidae. The transcript has 2 exons. Bases 318 to 1565 code for a protein of 415 amino acids. Gene Ontology annotation, molecular function: protein binding.